UUCAAUAUGCCGAUCCAAUCGAAAUCUGCGAAAAACUUUGUUAAAACCCAAGCUAGGACGAAUUACAUCAAUGAUUUGCCCGCGAGACAGCAUCGUCCGGGAGUUUACAAUCGUCAUCACCCUCAAGAGUGCGACCUGAUGCUUCGAUGGAGACCCAUCCAUCUUCAACGCGAUGACCCGUAUGAAGGCAAAAACGUAGUCCGUAUCAUGAACAAGGAUAAUAUUCGUAACCUACUCAUUCCUAGCAACGAAUCAUCUGUGUACCCUGCUUUCUGGUCCAAAGAGGACUACGAAAAGAUGCAGGACAAAGCUAAGUUAAAGACCCUAGAAGAUCGAUUGGCUCAGUUUAAAGCAAACGAGGUGGAGAAAAAGAAUAUGCUAGAAGAGUCGGAAAAACGCAAGAAACGUCUGCAGGAAAUUGAUCGCGAACGGCAACAGAAAGGUGGAAAGGUGGGCAACAUUCUCGAGGACGGUGAUGGUGACCGGGACUCCGAUACGAGUCCCCGGAAAAUAAUCGAUCGUGCGUUCCUGGCUAAACAAGAGCAAGAGGAGGAAGUGAAACGAGCCAAUCGCAUCAUUUUAGCUGCCAAAUGUCACAUCAUUAGGGAUGCCCAGAUAGCGGAAAAGCAGGAAAUCGAGCGUGAAUUACGCACGGAAGAACUGCGCCUCGAGAAAAUGAUGUUGCAGGAAAAUGAAAAGGCGUUAAAAGAGGAGGAAAAGAAGCGAGAGGUCAACAAAGUGCUAACCACCCAACAUUCGGAAGAGAUCCGCAAUCAGUUGCUUGAACGGGAAAAAAUGCGUCUCAAGGAGGCGGAACGUAUCGAGGAGGAGGCACGAGUUCUGAAGCAGGCCCAAAUGGCUCUAGCCGAAGAGGAAAAACGAAAGGAAAAGGAGCGGCACGAUCGCAUCAACCAGGUACGGGACGGGCUGAAGAAAGCGUAUGAGCUGUCCGCACACUACAAGCAGGUCGAGUUUGAAGAGCAACGCAUUGCUGAGCUCAAAAUUCAAGAGUACAUGCGUCAGCGAAUGGAACGCCAGAAGAAGCUCGAGUUUGAGCGCAAAAUUGCUGCCGAGGUGCGGGAAAAGGAGCAUGAUCGAAUGCUCAAGAUUCAGCAAAAGUUACUCGAUACCAAGUCGGAGAAAAAUGACAUGGAUUUGCGCCGGGGACAAGAACACAUAGAACGAGAAUUUCGGCGUCGCGAGAAAGAAGCGGCCAUCAAAAAGAAAGAACUUGAACAACAGCUAGCUGUAGCGCGAGCCGCCCAAUUAGAAGCAGUAAAAACUGAACGUGCAAUGCAACUGGCCCGCGAUGAGCUAGAGCAUAAAAAAGCGAUUGAAAAGCUUAAAAUUGAGGAAGCCAAAGAGAUGGAGCAAAAACGUAAACAGCUCAAACUGCGGGAAAGAUAUCGUGAAGAGAUAAUCCAACAAAUGAACCUUAAAGAGCUGGAGCGUCGGGAAAAGGAACGUAUUGCUAGAAACGAACAGCAAGCCUUACUGGAGGCAGAGAAGAAACGUGAUAAGAACAUCAAAUCGAUUAUUUCUAACAAAAUCAAGAUGAUGAAAGAAAGCCAGGUUCCGGAACGAUUCAUCAAGGAUGUCGAACGACAACUUAAUCUUGGAAAAUGAACUGACACGUGAUGCAAGUGCGCUAUGUAGAUUUGUGUGUAUG
Molecule: messenger RNA, 1669 nt
Organism: Anopheles maculipalpis
Lineage: Eukaryota; Metazoa; Arthropoda; Insecta; Diptera; Culicidae
Product: cilia- and flagella-associated protein 45-like
Exons: 4
Coding region: 7-1626 (539 amino acids)
Source: RefSeq, a predicted model, not a curated record